Molecule: messenger RNA, 5185 nt
Organism: Nymphaea colorata (pocket water lily)
Lineage: Eukaryota; Viridiplantae; Streptophyta; Magnoliopsida; Nymphaeales; Nymphaeaceae
Product: disease resistance protein Roq1-like
Exons: 7
Coding region: 86-4921 (1611 amino acids)
Biological process (GO): signal transduction; defense response
Molecular function (GO): ADP binding
Source: RefSeq, a predicted model, not a curated record
GAGGAAAGUUAGUCGUCCAAAUUGCUGAUAAAUAACUCCAUCCACUGUCGUUGCAUCUAGGCAGAGCUGCGAGACGAGACCUUCCAUGGGGAAGAUGGCGUUGCAGAGCAACAACGCAGGGGCUUCUACGUCGACCCUGUCUAGGAGCCUUGGCCGCUUUGAGUACGAUGUCUUUUUGAGCUUUCGAGGAGAAGACACCCGCCAUAAUGUCGCCGGCUUGCUCCGUGAUAGGCUCUAUCUAGAAGGCGUGCGGGCUUUCUUUGAUGAGGAAGAUUUGCGGAAGGGGGAGAGAAUUGAGAAGGUAUUGGAGGCGAUAGGCAGGUCCAAGAUCUUGGUCCCCAUCUUCUCCAAGCGCUACGCGGAAUCGAAGUGGUGUCUUACAGAGGUUGCCAAGAUGGUGGAAUGUCAUGAUGGUGGGCAAGAGAGGACGAUCAUUCCAGUCUUCUUUGACGUCGAUCCCAAGCACGUACGGUAUCAGAGUGGCCCAUUCGAAGCUGCCUUUCAGAAGCACCUGACGAAAAGGAGGGAUAGCUUGAGCGACGUCGAUAGAUGGAAGCACGCACUGAGAUACGUUGCAGGAGUUUCCGGCUUUCAUCUCAAGAAUGGAAACCAAAGGGAGCUUAUCAAUUCAAUCACUGCGGAAAUUCAGAAGCUUUUACCAACCAAGAGGCUCCUUUAUGAGGAAGAACACCUUGUUGGUCUUGAGAUCCGUGUGGAAAAGAUGAUGAAGCGUCUGGACAUUGAAGGAAAAGGUGUCCGGAUCAUUGGAAUCCAUGGCAUUGGUGGUAUAGGGAAAACAACACUAGCCAAGGCCAUCUAUAACAGAAGUCAUCAUUUUUUUCAAGCUAGUAGUUUUAUUGAAAAUGUAAGGGAGGUAACAAAAUCUAAAGGACUCGUUCAGCUCCAACAACAGCUCAUUCACGAUAUUUUGAAAGGUAAACUUAAAGAGGAGAUAAAUAACUUAAGUCAAGGGGCCCAAAUGAUUAUACAGAUCGUUGGUGUUAAGAGUGUUCUUCUUGUUUUUGAUGAUAUCGAUGACCAAGAGCAGCUCGAAGCAUUGGUUGGCAAUAUGAGUUGGUUCCAUUCAGGAAGUAGAAUAAUUGUCACUACAAGGCAAGAGGAGAUCCUCAAGUUUUCUGGAUUGCAGGAUGAAGCUGUUUAUAUUCUUGACGAAUUGGAUGAGAAAGAAGCACUUCAGUUAUUCAACUAUCAUGCAUUAAGAGGAGAUGAAACCCAAGAAGAAUAUGCUAAAUUGUCCAAGGAAGUCGUAGCAAUUAGCAAUGGGUUGCCACUAAUUCUCCGAGUAUUUGGUUCAGUUUUUAAAACAGCAAAAACCUUAGAAGAAUGGCACAAACUGCUGAAAGACUUGAGACUCCGUCAACACAGCAAAGUUCAUGAACAACUAAAAAUAUGUUAUGAUAGUUUGAGUGAUCAUGAAAAGCUAAUCUUCUUGGAUAUUGCAUGCCUUCUUGUCAACAAAAGUUCGGAGGACGCCAUCCAUAUGUGGGAAGAUCAUAGGCUUUCACCUCAUGUAGCUAUAAGGAGUUUGCAGAAUAAGUCUCUUAUUAAGAUUAAUAGGGGAAUGUUUGAAAUGCAUGACCAAAUAAGAGACAUGGGAAGGGAAAUUGUUCUAAGGGAAAGCCUCCUUCAUUCAGGACUCCGCAGCAGGUUGUGGUGUGUAGGAGACGCAGUGGACGCUUUAACUAGGUUUCAGGAGAACAAGAUUGAAGGGAUCAUUCUCAACUUAUGUGAGGGUAGCGAGAUCGAGUUCAGAACUGAAGCCUUUGCAUUGAUGUCUGAACUUAGAAUUCUCCUUGUCAACUUUGCUAGCUCUGGUGAUUGUGACUUUAGGCAUUUACCUGCAAGUUUGAAAUGGUUGGAAUGGAAAGGAUGCCUCUUGGAAUCACUUCCAUUUGAAAGCAAGUUUAAAAGCAUUGUGGUCCUUAACCUGUCUCGGAGUUUUAUCAGUCAAUUGUGGAGUAAAACAACAAUAGGGUCAGGCUCAAAAUCCGCAAAAGAGGUGUUUGGUCGACUAAAAGUUCUUGACCUCUCCUGCUGCCAUUGUCUCAAUGCCACUCCCGAUUUCGCAAUGGCACCAAACCUAGUGAAGCUGAUACUUGAUGAAUGUAGCAACUUGAAAGAAGUUGAUGAUUCAAUUGGGUUUCUAAAAAAAUUGGUUUUUCUUAGCAUGAGGGAGUGUGUGUCCUUGGAGAAGUUACCCAACAAAAUACAUGAGUUGAGUUCCCUCGUAGUUCUCAUCCUCGAAGGAUGUAUCAGGCUUGUUGCUUUUCCACAAUUUCCACCAAGAAGUUCUACCAAUGGCCUUUCUAAUCUCAAGGAGCUCAUUUUGCGAGAUUGUGAAAGCCUUGAAUUUAUUCCUCAGGUUCAUGAGUUUCAGUCUUUAAGAAGCCUGUACAUAGAUGGUUGCCAAAGCCUUGACCACAGAAGGAAACAUUUGUUUGAGGAUGUGGUAUUUAGUGAAUGGGAUGAACUCAGCAUUGCUGGAAGUCAAACAUUAUCUUGGGAGCAAGAAUUUUCUUUCAUGCUUCCCAUUGGUUCUAUUAAUGAUCCCUUACUUCUACAGCAGCUACAGUGCCACGGCUAUGGUGAUUCAUACAAGAGCAGAACGAUGAUAUUACGUGUUUGUCAUGAAGAUAUUAUAAAUGGUUGGGUCGUCCUAGAGACUGUACAUGAAGCCCAUUGUGAUGAUUCCAUUUAUGAGGAUGGUGUGUAUGGUUACUGCUAUACAAUUAAUUUUGGUACGAAUGAUAAGAUAAAUGAGGCCCCAAGGGGCAAAACAAUAAUUAUGAAGGUAACAACUUCAUACAAUUCUAAGCUAACAAAAGUUGAUGUCAAACUUCAGAAAAGAAGCAAGUUUACUGGUGAGAACAUGAAGCCAUUGAUCAACAUAUCUAGAAGGGACACUUUUAUGAAAACACCUACUUCAGUGCAACCAUCAUCACCAAUGAAACCUGAACUUGAAUUCACCAUAUUCUUCAAUCUUUGUGAAGAGGAUAAACUUGAUAAUAUCAAAUAUUUGUCGGGGCUUGAUGACCGUAUAGCUAAUAUGUUAAGGCAACUGGAUGUCUACUACACAGUCAACAAGGAACCAAUGCUGCUUUUUGGCUGGACUAUUGAGGAACUUAUUAUCUUUACUCUGAUUUUUAGUGAUAUCAAUGUCUCAUGGUAUGAGGUAGGGCACCAAAUAGGGUUGGUACAACAACCAUGUGCAAAGGUUUUUGACAAACUAAAGGUCCUUGAUCUCUCACAUUGUAAGUUCCUUGUUACGACACCUGAUUUUGGCCGAACCCCACAAUUGGAUAUGUUGAUUCUUGAUCAUUGUGAAUGCUUACUUGAAAUUGGUGAAUCCAUUGGACUGCUGAAAAAUCUCAUCUUUCUCAGCAUUGUUGGAUGUGCAAAACUACAUGUACUUCCUUGUGGCAUUUUGCAACUGAGUUCCCUUCAACUACUCAGCCUUGAAAAAUGUUCAGAAAUCAAGAUCCUACCAGAAGCAAAUAUAACGGAUGUAAGUUUGGAGUCUUUACAGGAGCUCAUACUUGAUGAUUGCACUUCAUUAUCAGGACUACCAGAAUAUGUUGGUCGGUUCAGGAGCCUGCGUCGUCUAUCCCUGAGAGGCUGUCCUUCACUUGACCAGCUACCAGAUUCUAUUGGAAAUUUGGUGGUCUUGGAGGAGCUCAUACUUGACGAUUGUCCUUCAUUAGCAAGUCUACCAGAUUCAAUAGGUAACUUGAAGAGCCUAUACCGACUUUCUGUGUUUAGGAAUAGCUAUAAUUGUCGGGUAGUCAGGAUACCAUAUUCUAUUGGAAAAUUGAAAUCUUUGAAAGAGUUUAUUUGCAAGAAUGCACUUAUACCUAAUUCCAUUCAAACUUUGGAGAGCCUUCUCCAGUUAUCUUUGGUUGAAUGUGAAAUGAGUAAUCAGCCAGGUUCAAGAACAUGCCAAGCAUUAUGCUGUAUGGAUCCCAUGAAGUUUACUGGAAACAUGAAGAAUCUGCAAUACCUAACUCUGAAUGGUUCUAGCAUACCAAUUUCCGUGGGCAGCAUGAAGUGCUUAAAGGAGCUGGCACUCAUUGGUCCACGAGUAAGACAGCUGCCUAAAUCAAUUGGGCACUUCAAGAACCUUUCCUGCAUCACUUUGGAGCGUUGCAUCUAUGUACAAAGACUACCAGGUUCCGUCAAAAGGAUGAAGUCCUUAAGAGUGCUAUGUCUGGAUGAUUGCAGAAGUCUUGAAUGCAUCCCUCAACUACCAUCCGGCCUAAUGAAAAUGCAAGCUACGAACUGUCAGCUGUUGUGCUCAACAUCUGAUGUAUCAAACUUGAUGGCAUUGAAGGAGCUGAAUGUAGGAGGGUGCAAGAAGCUCGUCAACGUCCCUGGCUUGCAGAACUUGAGAUCACUAAAAGUCCUACAUAUGAAUGGCUGUGGGCAUCUUGAUCUCGAUUCAAUUAGGUUGCAGUUGGAGGAGGCAACGUUCCAUGAUCUGGAGGCAUUCAGCAUUUGCAAGGAAUAUCAGGACAACGUCGUCAACACAGUAUCUCUUCCCUUUCCAAGAGGGGGGCGCAUGGGCAGGGAGCCCCUGUAUGUUGAAAAAAUCAUUGCCAGUGGAGACCAGCCUGAGUUCGUCCCUUCUCGUCUCCUUGAGAUCAAAGUCUCAAAAGAUAGUGUGCUAUAUGUUGAUGCUGUUGAUGUAGGCCCCUACAAAAAUUCAUACACAGCAAGUUUUAAGAAGGAAGAUGAGAUCAAUGAGCAGCUAAGGGUGAAGGCAGCGAGUAUCGAUGAAUCCAAUGGGGUAGAAAUGCUGUGCGUAUCAUGCUCACUACCUUUCUCGCUGCGACGAGUGGAUGCAUGGUUUCGUCAAUCUCUCACACCAGAACCAGACGAUGACCUUGCCACUUCGAUGAUGUGAAUGGAUUAAUCUCGCCCUCUCAUGCAUGCCUGGUCUUCUGUAAGAAAGUAGUCCUUCAAUCAACCUUCUGCUUGGAACACAUGAGCAAAUCUAUUUUACACUAUUUGAACAAUGGGAUCAUGUUAUAUCUCCCUUUGACAGACGGUGCCUUGAUGAUGGUGCACUGACAAAAAGAGAAGAAUGGACCUAAUUGUAUUUCACAUUGCUAUGAUAAAACAAUUGAUUUUAGGAGUAAUAUACUUACUAUAUGUGAUAUCCGAGUAA